AGUCUGCCUCCAAACCUUCACUCAACAAGUCGAGCUUGUCGUGGCGAGUUUAGAGUGUUGACUUAUUUCAAUUCAUUGCAAAAUGGAAUCCGAUCCUGAAGUUGACGCGAUUUGUAAAAGUUGCGAAAAAUUUGCUGCCGAUCUUUACAAGAACACAAUAAAAGAAGGCAACACAAUCAUUUCACCACUGGCCUCUUAUUUGCUGCUAUCGAUGACCGUCAAUGGUGCCGAUGACGAUACCGAAUCGCAAAUAAGAAAAGCGCUUCAUUUGCCAAAAGAUGAGCCGCAGAGCUCGCAAGGCUUUCGAAGUCUUAUAGAUUCCUUAAAUAGUGUUGCAGAUUUCGAGUUAUCGGUUUUGAGUAAAAUCGUUAUUUCUAAAACAUUUAAUAUCAAUCCGGAAUUUCAGUCUAUUUUAGAAAAUUCUUUCCGGAAUAAACCCGAGUUGCUCGAUUUUUCCAAUAAAUCAGAAGUAGUAGAAACCGUCAACACUUGGUGCGAAGAAAAUACAAAGAAUAACAUCAGACAAAUUGUUUCGUAUAACGAUAUAAAUAAAUUGUCAACGAUGUUACUGCUCAAUGCUGUAUAUUUUAACGGAAAGUGGCAAUUCAAAUUUUCACCUAAAAAUACGUAUUUAAAUGAUUUCUAUGUCAGCGAAAAUGAUAAAACAAGGAUUUCAAUGAUGACACAAAGACGUGACUUAGUUUAUGGCGAAUUGGACUUCAUUGAUGCAAAGUUUGCUGAACUUCCUUACCGAUCUUCCACGGGUAAUUUGAAAAUGGUGGUGAUUGUUCCUAACAAAAUUGACGGUUUGGCUGAAAUCGAAAAUAAUCUCGAGCGCGUCAAUUACGAGAGUUUGUCCGAAUUCGCUAAGGAAGACGUCGAAAUCAAGUUGCCUGUAAUUGAUUUUGAAAGUACAAUUGACUUCAAAGCAUGCUUGAAACAGAUGGGAAUAGUAGACAUGUUUGAAGAACAGAGAGCGCAGUUCAGAAAACUUCAAUCUGGAGAAUUGUGGCCAAUUUGGGUUGACAAAAUCAUGCAAAAAACUUUUAUCAAAGUUAAUGAAGAUGGGACAGAGGCUGCAGCUAUAACAUUCGGGGCAUUUCUUAAAAAGUGCCGUUAUAGACGCCCGCCUCCACCGCCUAAGAAACUAUUGUACGCAGAUCGGCCUUUUCUCUCGAUUAUUAUGUACGAAAAAGUGCCACUUUUCUACUGUAGAUUUACCGGCUAACUAUUUGGCGUUUGUGUAGUUAUUGUACUUGUUAUAAUUUUUGAAUAAAGUAAAUCCAAGAUUCUACGA
Molecule: messenger RNA, 1297 nt
Organism: Nasonia vitripennis (jewel wasp)
Lineage: Eukaryota; Metazoa; Arthropoda; Insecta; Hymenoptera; Pteromalidae
Product: serpin B4-like
Exons: 7
Coding region: 83-1228 (381 amino acids)
Molecular function (GO): serine-type endopeptidase inhibitor activity
Source: RefSeq, a predicted model, not a curated record